Molecule: messenger RNA, 602 nt
Organism: Drosophila arizonae
Lineage: Eukaryota; Metazoa; Arthropoda; Insecta; Diptera; Drosophilidae
Source: RefSeq, a predicted model, not a curated record
AGAGAAACAGAGGGAGAAGUACGAGUUGAAGAAAAUACAGAUUUCGGUGCAAAGCGAGAAUGGUGAGCGCAUUGAAUGGCUUUGGCCUGGCCAUUGGUUGCAUGGACAUYAUAGGAGCUUUGUUCUUUGAGCUGAUGAUUAUUUUCAUGAUGCGCCAGAGCAAAGCCAGAAAAGCAAACCGGACAACAGCCAGUGAGCUGGAGCAGUCGACGCAUGUGACAACGCUCUACAGCAACAGCCUAAGUCCUUGGAUGCUGGGGAUUUACCUGCUCCUAUUGAAUGUGUGGAUAGCUGUGUCAAUGCUGAUGCUCGCCGGCAUCAUAUUGCAAAAGCCACAGCUGCUGUUGUUCUGGCUCAUCUGGUGCGCAGGAGGGCUGAUAUUCGACUUUGUGUAUGUGGUGCUAUGGAUCCUGGAGCUACUAGCGGGCGAUGCCAUUGAGGCGCUAACCAACAUCCUGAUGUCAUUGCUGACUAUGGCUGUCGAAUUCGCCUUCAUAUUUAUUGUAUACCACAUUUACAUUAACUUAAACCAUCCCCAAGCCGGACAACAAGUCGCUAGGAAUCCUUUGCUGCGUUUCUCACAAUUUUUAUUUUUUUAAUUU